Molecule: messenger RNA, 4615 nt
Organism: Schistosoma bovis
Lineage: Eukaryota; Metazoa; Platyhelminthes; Trematoda; Strigeidida; Schistosomatidae
Source: the annotation of a GenBank genome assembly
ACAUUUCAACCAUAGACAAAUAUGAAUACAUUAACAGUCUUGCUUAGACGUGGUUCGCAGAAAUAUGCAUGUGACUUAUUGAAUUCUACACAGUUGCACUUGACCAAACGCCUUUUUAUGACUUGAGGAUUUCUUAAUGAGCAUACUAAGGUCGGCCAACAUUCUUUGCGCAGCCUUCUUUAUGUAUAGCAGGGUUUCUACUAAUCAAGUUAUUGACACCUACUAGUGUCUAGGUCCUAAUCUUUAUUAACCAAAAGUGAUUUAGUGGACCAAGGAAGACAAUAUAAGUUCAGUUUAUAGAAUGUUUUCGAUCCUCCAAACAAAAGUUAUGCAGUUUUGACUGGAUAUCGUUUCACCUACUGAACUUGUAUCUUUUAACAAUUUGUCUGCUCAAACUGAGGUGAUUUUUGCGUUGGUGUUCAUUUGAUCGAAAAAGCUUAUGCGCCAGAUGUUGGUAGUCGAAGUUCAUUUGCAGGUAAUUUAUUCCAACGUUUUUAAUUUGUAUUUACUUCUACAAUAGAUUCGAUUUGAACAUACUUAGUAUUACUUCCUAUUGUUGUUAGUUCUUAACACCUAUUACAAUUGAUAGGUCCAACGUAGAGGAACUGAUUUUUGUUGAGACGAAAAAUACAGCUAAACAGACAGCAUUUGAUUAUUGUGAAUACUUUAGUAAAUUCCAAAACCGUCCGUCCCAUGUGAUAGGAUACUCUUGAUUUAUGUUUAUUCCCUCAGUAUUCAUCAAAUAUGUUUAUAAAAGGUGAAGUGGUUACUCGUUAGUUAAGAUGAUAGUCAAGGUUUAUUUAUUGGUUCACUUGAAGCAGAAUUUAUUAUAUAAGGUUAGUGCUACUGAGCUCUUAUUUACACAAAAAGAUGAAAAGGAGCGGAUGAUUACGUCUAAAGAAAUGUGGGGACUUUGAUAAUCAAUAUCACAGAUGUUAAGAUAAAUUGCCUAAACUUUUUGUCUUGUGUAAAUGUAAUUUCUUAACUCUUUCUUAUUCUCUUUUAACCGAACAUAAUAUGAAUUCUAAAUUCCAUCUAUCCAUUAAUUUAUAAAAGCUAUUCAAAUCAAUUUAUAAGCUUUUACUUCCCUUACUCUUACGUUAUCAAAAGAUAUAAUCAUUACUGUCUCCUUCUGUUCACUAGCUAUAUUGAUUUCAAGAAAUGGACUAUAUAAUAAAAAAAUGCAGUAAAAGUCUCAUUAAGUACAUCAAUAAACAUUGUGACUACGAGAUAUCAAUUUUGUCCAAGUUAUCAUCAAUCGUUAUUGCCUUUCUUGGUAUCAGUCUAUUUCUACAUGGUUUUUUAUUGAAUCGAACUGAGCUCUACAAUGAGACAAAUGAAAAAUUGAAAUUAUCAUUGAAUUAUCCUUCAACUGUUGCUAGAAAUGGUCGAAUUAUCCUUUUACUUGUUGAUGCAUUGGGUUAUGCACUUAUACAAGACAAUAAUGAAAAUAACCAAUUAUUACCUGGUCAUAUUUCAUCACAUUCCCAAAAUCGAUAUCAUCCACUACUUGAUAGUUUAUCUAAAGCGGUAUUUAUUGGGAAGUUUGUCGCAGACCCGCCGACAACCACGUUACAACGUUUAAAAGCUCUAAUGACAGGAAGUAUGCCAACAUUUAUAGAUGCAGGUUCAAAUUUUGGCGGAAGUAAAGUACUGGAAGAUAAUUUACUAAAACAGUGGAAUAAGGCUGGAAAACAAAUUCGAUUUGUUGGCGAUGAAACUUGGAUUGAUCUAUUUCCCGAUAGUUUCAGUCAUUAUAAAGCUUAUUCAUCGUUCAAUGUGAAGGAUUUGGAUACAGUUGACCGAGGUGUUGAAAACUACUUUCUCUAUGCCCUUAACGGUACUGCAUGGGAUUGGGAUAAUGGAGUUGUUGACAGUCAAACACCACAGACUGACUGGGAUAUUCUUAUUGGACAUAUGCUGGGGAUAGAUCACUGUGGUCACACAUAUGGACCUGCACAUCCAGAGAUGACGCGAAAGCUAAAUGAACUAAACAGUUUUAUAAAACUUAUUGUUUCUAAACUUCAAUCUUCCGAUAUUCUAUUUAUUUUGGGUGACCAUGGAAUGACACGAUCAGGUGAUCAUGGUGGAGAUAGUGAUGCAGAACUGGAAGCUGCUUUCAUUGUUUUUACUGCUAAUCAGAGUUCUCUUGUGAUAAAAGAUGAUUCAGAGAACCAAACUAAUAGACGAUUACAUCAAAUAGAUCUUGUCCCAACUUUAUCACUUCUAACUAAUGUUCCAAUACCCUAUUCGAAUUUGGGCAUACUAUAUGACCAUCUGCUAGGAUAUGGUGCUAACCUUCACCAGGGUAUGGUAUUAAAUUUUAUACAGAUGUUCACUUAUACUGCAAAUUAUUUUUAUAAUAUAAGCAAAUUACCAUUAUCUCCUAUACUUAUGUCUUAUAUGAAUCGUAUUAUAUUCAAUUCAACUUAUGAUUGGAUAGAACAGUUCAAUGAUAUACAAUUAAUAAAUAUACUUAAAGAAUUACAAUUCAUAUUUCGUAUACAUUGGACUCAAUUCAAUGAUUCAUUGAUAUUCUUUGGUAUCCUUUUAACAUGUUACAGUUUGAUUACUCUUUUAUUAUUGAUUGAAAAGAUUUCCAAUACUUCAAUGAUACAUAUCCAUAAUAGUUUCUUAUUGUUUACAUGUAUUUUAUCGUUUUUUUCAUGUAUCAAUAUAUACUACUUAAAUCUUUUAUUAUUCAUCCUAGUCUUAUAUGUUAUCAUUAAACAUUAUAAGUUUUCAAAGUUGAUAUUCAAUGGUAACUCUAUCGGUUUUUUGUUACUAUUCUUAUUGUCUUUAAGUUAUUUAUCAAAUAGUAUGAUUAUCUAUGAAUUUCAUAUCACUUUCUAUUUCAUUCAAAGUUUAAUUGUUCUAUUUCUAAUUUGUUCAUUCAUUCAUAUCAUGGAUCAUACUGAUAUUAUGACAUGGUAUAACUUUAAAUUUUUACGAAGAUUAUGGUCUUUUCCUUGUCUUCCAUUUAUGAUGAUACUUUAUCCAGGUAUAUUGUUAUUAUUUCGUUUAUUGAUUAGACAUUUUCUAAUUUGUCGUGAAGAAUUAAACUAUAGUUCUAUAUGUCGAUCUAUACUUGAUCCAUGGAUUAGUAAAUCUUUGAAUAAAUUAAAUCCUAUUUAUGAAUUUCAUCCAACUGGUUGGAUACGUGUAACGUUUGCUUGUUUCAUGUUAAUCAUUUGUUUACGUAUGUAUUGGCGGUUGUUGUUUGAAUAUCUAAAUAUAUAUAUUGGUAUUAAUCAAUCGAAUAAAGUUAGUUGGAGGAAAUUAUGUUUAUUUAUAUUAAUUGGUAGUUUAUUGUCUUUAUUAUGGAUGGUGGAUUCUGCGGAAUCAACGAAUUGGAUUGGAUUCAUUCCAAAACAUAAAUUGCAUACAGUUCGGAUAUGGAUUGCUCGCAUUUUCUUGAUGAUUAUAUUCUACAUAUUUUUUCAACUUUUGAAAUCUCCAUUUCAACUUAUUCAACAGAUAAAUUUUAUAAAAUCUAUGCAGUCAAAUGAUUGUAAUCAAUCUAUUCAAAGAAGUGUUCUCUAUCUGUACACUUUAUGGACAAUGACCUGUUUAACAGUUUUACCAUUACUUUCUCUACUUGUUUUCCUAAAUGAAUUCCAUAUAAUUUGGUUAGUUUUCAUGAUUAUAUUCGUUCAAAUACGUAUACAUGCAACUACUGUAAAAUGUAAUCAUAUGGAUAAAUGUAUUAAAAAUUCAAUACAGCUUCAUGUACCUCAGAACUGCAUCUCAUGGAUUAUUGCAAUCUUUCUUUGCUUGUUAGAUAACUUAUCUUUUUUUAUAACUGGUCAUCAACCAACAUUAUCUGGAAUUCCAUGGGAUGCCGCUUAUGCUACAUAUGAAGGUGACCAUAAUACACGAUGGUUACCAGGAUUGACUGUUCUCUUGCAUUUAUAUUCAGGUCCUAUAUUAAUUGCUUUCAGUAUACCAACGAUUCUUAUUUUUUCUGCACGCCUUCAUCAUGUCCAUGGGACGGUGAUCCAUUCCCAUCCUAACAAUAGCCGAAAUACUGGUUUUUACAGAUUUGUCGAUGCUUUGGAUUUAUUCAUUUGGAGAUUUAUUAUUAGUAAAAGUGUGUUAACUUUAGGUUGUAUGCUAAGUACUGGUUUAUUACGUCGUCAUUUAAUGGUAUGGAAGAUAUUUGCACCACGUUUAUUAUUCUCUAUUUUAAGUUUAUUUAUAUCAGUUGUAUGUCUUCCAAUGAUUCGUUUUUUAUUUGUCUAUUGUUUUCAUCAUAGAAUUUGUAAAAUUUUACAAAGUAAAUUUAAUAUAAAUAUGUGUGUAUAGGGCUACAUACGUUUGUCAAUGUAAUUACAUUUACUCUGUUAAUCUAUUUAUAUAUUGGCUUUAUUCAAGAUCCAUACUUACACUGUUUGACUUGUUGUUGUUGUUGGUGUCAUCGUCAAUAUCAGUAAAUUUGAUGUUGAAUGGAUACUUUCUGUUGUAUAAUUAUUACUCUCUUUCGUUUUUGAUACUUACUUACGCCUGUCACCCCCCUCCAUGGAGCAUAGGCUACCGACUAGCCUUCUCCAACCCACUAUAUCCUGAGCCUUCCUUUCUAGUUGUUAUAAUCUCUUUCUUACGGUUAUGACCCAGC